AUGUUCGAAUCCACCUGUCUUUGCGGUACGAAUCGCGUUUCUUUUGAGGGCGACAUAAUUGUGAGGAUGCGAUGCCAUUGCAUCGACUGCCGCAAAUUCUCCGGCUCUACGAAUACCAACAACAUCCUUCUGCCCUUUGAGGGAUUCAAGGUUCUUCAGGGAACGCUCAAAACUUAUGCCAAAGAAGCCGAGACUGGCAAUGUUAUGACGAGUUACUUUUGCGGGGACUGCGGAUCAACACUGUACCGCAGGUCAAGCUUCACCGACACAGUGGCUGCAGUGAUGAUUGGAGGAGUUGACGGGCUGGAAACCAUCGAGAAAGGCAAAGCGGAUGUUGAGCUUUAUGUCAAGAAUCGCCCGAGUUGGAUGAAGCCGAUUGAAAGCGCAAACCAAGAGCAAGGCACUUGGCUUCCGAAGCAUUAA
This is a messenger RNA of Trichoderma harzianum CBS 226.95, 423 nucleotides long. RefSeq lists its product as hypothetical. The transcript has 2 exons. Bases 1 to 423 code for a protein of 140 amino acids. NCBI's taxonomy places the organism in Eukaryota, Fungi, Ascomycota, Sordariomycetes, Hypocreales, Hypocreaceae. The record is from RefSeq and is a predicted model, not a curated record. Gene Ontology annotation, molecular function: carbon-sulfur lyase activity.